UAAAGCAGUUUGUCAGAAGAAUAGAAAGCAGAGUUUCUGUUUGGACUGAAGCUUUGAGUGUCACCUGAAGGUCUUAACAAGUUGUUACUUGCAAUUGUCGACUCACUGGUGGAAAGGUCCAGCGCGACCUGUGAGCCAAAGUCCAGCUUCUAGUCUGAUUAGCUUUCCACGCCACAGAAGAUGAGACGGUCAAGGUUAAGCUCCAAUUUACUGUUGGUCAAUGCAAGACAGUGUUUGCAUGCUUCGAGGGAUUAAAGUCAAAGUUUAAGGAAAGUAACACAACGCAUGGGUGGUUAUUCAGCGUGAGUCUCACAGAAAGAAAAUAAGCAUUUCUCCUGUCUGCUCUUGGAGAACUUUGUAAAUUAAAUAAAAACUGGGAGACAUUAAAACAAUGGAUGGAAUAUGUUCAUAAAAACUGUUAUUUACUCAGACAAAAAUAUAGUUUUAUCAUCACACUAUAAUAAUUGAAUUGAAUAGUCUGAUAAAAUUUCUUAUAUUGAUGAAUAAAUUCAACAAACAAUUUCUGUUUCAGUUACAGUCCAUAUUAAGGUUGAACUUUUGACAUUUUUUUAUGAGUCAUAAUAUACAUUUUGUUCCUUGCAAAGACGCUCCUCCAAGACAUUUAUUAACUUUAGUUCCCAUUCAUCCAGGUCAUUACUGUUUUAUGAUUUGAAUCCAAAAGGCGUCUUGCUUCUGAACAUAUCCCAACUGAAGUCAAUUCAAUCCUGGCGUUUGAAUUAUUUUUGUCAGCGUGUCAACACUAUCAUUGACACAGUUCCAGGAGGUGUUUUUCUGUGACAAUAUCUCCGACCUACCCAGAAGUGAACGACAUGAAAGCAUCUGCUUAAAUGUCUGCAUAUCCUGAAUGAGAACGAUGAAUCUGGUUUUGAGUCAGCAGCAGCACCAACAUGUGGGACGGGCCUCCUACCACGUCCCUAAUCGCUCGCUCCGUCCUGCUCUCCUUUAUUGUCCAAUUCAUUUUCUGGCCACUUCACUGUGACAGCUGAGAGUUAUAGUGGUACGAGAACCAUACAAAGAGGCGCCAUAUCCCGGCUCAUAUAUUAUCUAUACAUCCUUCGCGCUUGUUCAGAUAGUAUGUACACACUUUGUGUGUGUGUGUGUGUGUGUGUGUGUGUGUGUGUAUCACUGUGAUUGAAGCAAGUGGGCGGCAAAAGCAACUGGCCUGCCUGUGUGGCUGUGCAUAGCAGACAUGUUUCUCACUGCUAGAUAUUACUCAUUUCCUCAGCUCUUUGCACACACACACAUUCUCACACACACUCAGACAAAGAAGGAUAGCAGGCUUUCAGUUCUUUCCCACAGUUUGGUGGGCUUGCUGCUAUUAUUUUUUUGCAUACAGAUCAGACACAUGGUGUAGCUGUUGUGGGAGUAGAAACUGGUGAGAAGCAGUUAGGAGUAGAGGAGUGGGCCGGCCGACUGGGAGGACUGGAUUAUGAAUGACCACCAUCACUGUGGCUCAGCCGGGACGAAAGGUCAGAGGAGCUUCAGUGCGAAAGAAUCAACAGUGAUCCGACAGUGAUGCCGUGUAGCAACCCCGCUCUCUGUCUGUGCCACCCAUUUUCCCGUGAGGCCCAUGUGACCUAGCCAAUACCCAAUCACAGGGGGCCCCCCAGUGCUGCUGGAGCCCACCCAUGAAUCCCAGCCCCGACCGCAACAAAGAGUGCCUCCCUCCAAAGAAAAGGGAGUCUCGGCAAGGCUCAUCUGACCUCCCUCUGCAUGAAUUCAAACCACCUGUGCCUCUCCGGAGUAGGUCCAAUGCAGGGAGAGGGGAGGGAGGAACAGACCUCAGCGACAAGCAUCGAGCCUUGUCAACCCCAAAUACACAUCUUUUACACACUCCCCCUCCUCUACCUGCUCCGGCACCCCUGCCCGCACCCACACCUUUGCCAUGGCACCUGAACUAUAACUCUUCUGUCUCACUCCCCAUUUUUCAAGGGCAUCCAGGGGAGCGGAGAGGGCCCGGGUCCCCUGCGUGGCGGGAUGAUACUUUUCCCUCACCACUGUCCCUCACUUCGAGGUGGCUCAGAGGAGAGGGCCCCCUCUCUUUUCCAUCUCCAUCAUCCUCCAGCACCUCAUUUAAGACUCCAUUUCCAGCAGAUUCUCGAGACAUGUGGUCGUACAUCAGCAGUGGUCGACGUGACUACACUCCCUCACACUUUUCUCCUUCAUACUUUUUGGGUCAUACCUCUCUUUACUCACAAGACCCAGGACUGGUUGAAUCUGGGCACAGGUACUUGGGCAAAAGACCUAAUGGACUGGAUGGUCCAGGCAGCAGGACUGCCUCAUCUACCAGGUCCUUAGUCCCAGACAAAUAUGGAAGCGAUAGCAUUAGAACCAGGUUGGACUCAAGCCCUCACAGUAAUGGGGCAAGGAGACAUCAGGAAGAUCUGACACCUCGUGUCCCGUCAGGAGGAACAUUUCUGUCAGAUUCUCAAGCUCAGGAGGCCCCGCAGACACAUUCCUCACAGCAGAACAGACAUCAUGGAUUACUCAAAAUGUGCUCCAGUCAGCUCCCCUCUGUUUUGCCCCCCACCGGAACAGAUGCAAGGGUAAGCUCAGGGGACCUGUUGGACCCUACGGGUACGCCAUCAGCUGAAGCCCACAUUUACUACUCUUUGGGAUCUGUAGAACCCCCAAAUCCCCGGAUCCACGCUUAUCCACCCUACUGUCCCUCAGGAACAUCUCCAUACAAUGUUCAAAUGGAGUCAGGUCCAAGGCUUCAGAGGAACUCGCCGCAGUCCCCUUUGAGUCAGCGGAAUAGUCAAAGCAGGUCACAAAGGGAAAGAGACCAACGACAAGACAUUGUUCUUCAAAGGGAAAGAGAACGAGGGAAAGAGAGGAAUCUAAAACAGUACAAAGACCACAGCUCACCACCUGCGCUCGACCUAUCUCCACCUGCGCUCCUACCGAACUUCACCAAGGGUUCUCUUAUCGAAUUAGCCAGCGGGCGGUUAAAGCGUGUCGAGGAGCUGAAGACGGAGGACUUCCUGAGAAGUGCCGACACAUCUCCGGAGUUCCACCUUAGCACCUGCACAGUGCUGCUUAUUUCCGCCAGCAGCGCUCAGGGUUUCAGCCACCUUCAAGUUCACCUCACAGACCGCAACACUCAGGAGUUACUCAAAGUGUUGGUGGAGUACCCGUUCUUUGUGCAACACAAAGGCUGGUCGUCCUGCUCACCUCAGAGAACCUCACAGUUGUACGGCCUUCCCUGCCGACAGCUCGCCGAGGGGGACGUCUGCCUCGUCCUCACUCCGACUCCCAAUCCUAGUCAUCGGACACACGCCCGCAGUGGCUCCAGGGCCCACCGCACGCAACCAAGGACUGCAGCGGAGUCCAGUCGGGCGGAGAUGCCCCCGCCUCCUCCUCCCCCACCCCUUCCCGCAAACCCACCUGCAACUGUGCCGACAACGGCAGCGGAUCCUCAGGAGAUAUUGUCCCGACCUCGCAAACGCCGCUGGUCCGCUCCGGACUCUCUGCCACCAACCCAUGAAAGCCUCCUGGAUUUACCUCAUGGCUCCAAGCUGAUGAAGUGGCAGUAGACUCUUGCACAUUUACACACACAUAAAGCACACACACACACACCCUCCUUGUCUCUGUUGCACAUGUCAAGACAAACAAUGGAGAGAGCUCAAGGCAGGGUUGCAGGGAGGGAAUAAAAUGAACAUGCAAUCAUGGGUGCCCACACUGUUGCCCAAAAGUUGUCCAACUACCCUCCUUCCCACCUCCCAAAUUUCCUCCCCUCAACUGGAGCAGCAGCUGAAGAUAUCAGUAAGACAAUCAAGCACUUGUCUGUGUUCACUGUUUUUGUAAUGAUUGUCUCACUCUUCGACUUACUGACAGUGUUUUCUGCAGGGUAUUGACUUCAAUCAGUAAUAUCAACACUAUUGAAACAGUGCAGAUAAAUAUCUAUAUAUAUAUGUAUGAGAACAAAGAUUGACUAUAUAUAGUACCUGUGUACAGUAAAUAUGCUAAAAAGAUUUCAUGCAACUUUUGCAAUACAUUUUGUUUUUUGCUUCUGAGCCAAUGUCUACAUGUCGGCCUGGGCAGGCAAGCUGAAUGUGUACAAGCAAAUCUUUGCCUUCUUUAAAGUUCGUGACACUGGGAGUCAACCUGGGCAAGGUAUUACCCUCCAAUGUGUUCUUAACAUGAUCUCUGAGAAUGGGAAAACACUAGCAGACUCGAUGACACGCACAGUGAUUUUUCCAUCUAUAAAGGAAGAGCUAUUCUGCUAAUAACAUGUUGGAACAUGAUGCUUUGUGUAUAUACUUGACUCCUGUGUUGACUGUACGCUUAUCUUCCCAUUUAAUUUUUUUUUUUACGUACUGUAACUGUCCGAUCGCAGGGAAAAUGAUGAAAGUAUUUUAAACUCAGAUACGGGUAUCUCCUCUGAUUCAGCACACUCUUUCACUUUAGUUUUUUUUUUCUUUUUAUUUUCAAAAAGAAAACCAUUGUUCAUUUUUUUUUCCUCUUAAAUGUGGUAGCUACGAAAAAAAAUAAUGUAUAUUUUUAAAAAUUGUGAAUGUUACACGAUGUUCGCUAGAAAUAAAUGAAAAAAGCUUUAUAGAUUAAAUGUGUUGGUUUAUUAAGUAUAUGUAAAUAAUACACAAAACUAAUUACAUUAAAGCGUACAAAGAUGAA
Molecule: messenger RNA, 4656 nt
Organism: Synchiropus splendidus (mandarinfish)
Lineage: Eukaryota; Metazoa; Chordata; Actinopteri; Syngnathiformes; Callionymidae
Product: ataxin-1-like
Exons: 3
Coding region: 1650-3557 (635 amino acids)
Biological process (GO): negative regulation of transcription by RNA polymerase II; nervous system development
Cellular component (GO): nucleus
Molecular function (GO): RNA binding; protein binding
Source: RefSeq, a predicted model, not a curated record